Messenger RNA from Effrenium voratum, 171 nucleotides. NCBI's taxonomy places the organism in Eukaryota, Dinophyceae, Suessiales, Symbiodiniaceae. The record is from the annotation of a GenBank genome assembly.
AUGGUUCACACGGCGCCUCCUGGAGCGGCCCUUCUUGAUGUGGGUUUUCUUCUUCCACAUCCUGGUACUCUGGUGCGUGGAAAUCUGGAGACAGGCUCUCGCAAAGCCACUUCCAAUCGACCCUGCCGUGCGAUUGGAAUCAGCCUUGCAGGCAUGCGGUGCAUGCCUUGA